Molecule: messenger RNA, 855 nt
Organism: Parnassius mnemosyne (clouded apollo)
Lineage: Eukaryota; Metazoa; Arthropoda; Insecta; Lepidoptera; Papilionidae
Source: the annotation of a GenBank genome assembly
AUGAUACGACGCUCACCUCCUAAUGCUCCGGCAUCACCCUGCUAUACCUCUGAACCGAAUUUAACAUCCUGCUCUAAUAAUGAAAACUUAAACAUAACGCAGAGGAAAAGAAAACGUGAGUCGGAUGAAUUAGGACGUAUGGAAAAAAUGAUGAUAGAGAUGAAAACCAUGUUUGAGGAGUUUGUAUCGAACCAAACUCAACAAAAUAAUAAAAUGGAUACUCUGCAAACGGCACUUGAAGAUAUUCGAACUCAAAAUGCAAAAAUUAGUAUUCUAAACUCAGAAAUCCGUGCCCAAAACGAAGAAAUCCAGAAGACCGUGUCAUUUUUGUCGGAAAAAUAUGAUGAGGCGGUGCUUGAGAUUAAUAAUUUAAAAGCAGAGUGUAACAAAAAUCAGCAGAUCAUAAAAACUUUAGAAAAUAAGGUAGACAUCUUGGAAAAAAAUUUGAGAGCAUCGUCACUUGAAAUAAAAAAUAUACCAUUACAAUGUCCUGAAACCCGUGAAACUCUAAUUAGCACAGUCCAAAAACUAGGCAGUAUUAUUAAUCAUUCCGUACUGGAAACGGAUAUUAGAAAUAUUUUUCGUUUGAAAAGUAAGACUGAAUCAAACAAGGAAAACCGUCUUAACACAACCCACUUGCACGAAAAAGGACCUAAGCAUUUCCUAUACGUAUCUGAGUUCCUCACCGCCAUGACAAAGAGACUUUACUACCUUGCACGGGAGUUUAUUAAGACUAGUGAAUACGAACAAUGUUGGACAGCCAAUGGUAAGGUGUACAUACGCAAAAAAGAAGGGAUGCCCAGUCGACUUAUCAAAUCAGAAGAUGAUCUAGUUCAACUACGAAGACAAAAAUGA